AAAACCAAUUAACUCAAUUUUCUUCUAAAAAAUAAUUCAAAAUAAACCAAAUUUGGUCUCUCUUUUUUCUCUCCCUCAGUUUCUUUGCUAGGGUUUACAUUUUCUUUCUAUCCAAACAAAAAAAAAAUCUUUCUCCUUGUUUCCUAUGGGAUAUUUUAUAACCUAAAACAUCAUUAAAAAAUCAACCCUAAUCCACUCAAUUUUCAUUAUAAUUAUCAUAAUAAUAAUAAUAAUAAUCUUUGCCAUCCCAUGGGAAGUUGCGUCGCUAGACCGUCGAAACUUAUAGGAGUAAGAAAAGGUGACUACCCAAAAUCAAAAUCUAGUCGACCAUAUUUCAACUCGAAAUGUUCACGGAAAUCGAAGAGCUUGCGGACGAGUAACAACAAGGUUCUGAAAAAUCCAUUAGAAGAGAACAUCUUGCAUAAAUACGAGAUCGGGAAUGAAUUGGGGAGGGGUGAGUUUGGGAUAACUUAUCAAUGCUUUGAGCUUGAAACUGGGGAAGCCUAUGCGUGCAAGAAGAUAUCGAAGGCGAAGCUAAAGACGGAUAUUGACAUCGAAGACGUACAAAGAGAAGUCGAGAUCUUAAGGCAUUUGCCUAAGCAUCCGAAUUUGGUGAGUUAUAAGGAUGCUUUUGAAGAUGAUGAAGCUGUUUAUCUUGUAAUGGAGCUUUGCCGUGGAGGUGAACUUUUUGAUAGAAUCGUCGCUAAAGGUCAUUAUACGGAGCGAGCAGCUGCUAAAGUUAUUAAAACUAUUUUGGAGAUUGUUAAGGUGUGCCAUGAACAUGGAGUUAUACAUAGGGAUUUAAAACCAGAGAAUUUCUUGCUGGCUGAUGAAAGCGAGACUGCACCAAUUAAAGUAAUUGAUUUUGGUCUCUCCAUUUUCUAUGAACCUGGUGAACGUUUCAGUGACAUAGUGGGAAGUCCAUAUUACAUGGCUCCAGAGGUUCUAAGGCGAAAUUAUGGGAAAGAAAUUGAUAUUUGGAGCACUGGUGUCAUCCUUUAUAUCCUCCUCUGUGGCGUUCCUCCCUUUUGGGCUGAUACUGAAGAAGGAAUUGCCCGUGCAAUAAUAAGAGGGGUGAUAGAUUUUGAAAGGGAUCCAUGGCCUAAAGUUUCAGCUGAAGUAAAGGACCUUGUUAGAAGCAUGCUUGAUCCUAAUCCCUACACUCGCAUAUCCCUUCAAGAGGUGCUUGAACAUCCAUGGAUACAAAACUUGCAAAAUGCUCCAAACUUCAAUCUAGGAGAAAAUGUGGGAGCAAGGAUUAAGCAGUUCUCACUAAUGGGCAAGUUCAAGAAGAAAGUUCUAAGGGUGGUUGCCGACAACUUGCCGAACGAACAAAUCGAUGUGAUUAUCGAAAUGUUCAACAUGAUGGACACCGAUGAGAAUGGAUACUUGUCGUUCGAGGAAUUAAGAGACGGACUUCAGAAAAUGGGUCACUCUGUUGGUGAUCCCGAUGUCCGGAUGUUAAUGGAAGCAGCGGACAUCGAUGGGAAUGGGACACUGAGCUGUGAGGAAUUUGUGAUAAUGGUGGUUCAUUUGAAAAGGAUAGGGAACGACGAGCAUCUAGCACAAGCUUUCAAUCACUUUGACAAGAACCAAAGUGGUUAUAUCGAAUUUGAAGAAUUGAAAGAAACUUUAAUGCAAGAUGACCCUGGUCCCAACAAUGAACAGCUCAUUAAGGAUAUCAUGCAAGAUGUUGACAAGGAUAAGGAUGGUCGAAUCAGUUACCAAGAGUUCAAGGCAAUGAUGCUAACAGGCAUGGACUGGAAAAUGGCUUCUCGCCAAUAUUCUAGAGCAUUGAUAAAUGCAGUGAGUAUCAAAAUAUUAAGACAGUCUGGCCAACUAAAAUGACAGAUCUAGGCCCCAAAUUUCCAAAAUUUUCAAUUGAUUUCUUCAUCUGUAAAUUAUUGUUUGAACCCCCGAUUCUUUUAACUGAUCAUAUGUUUCAGCUUUAUUUUUAUUCUAAAAUGUCCCCUACCAUGAGCUCUAAAGUGAAUCUUAAUACUACAAAUUGUACAAGAAACAAGGUAAAUGUAUUAUUUUUCAUAUAUAUAUAUAUACUAACAUAUAUGUUUGCAUUCAAAGCUGAUAAACCAUGGAACAUAAUACCAUAAGUCAAGAAGAAAAGCAAGUUGGCAGGUUAUAUAUAUGGUAAUAUGUCGUGUAUAUGUAUGUGUACAUAUAUUAUAUAGAUAUAGAUAUAGAUAUAGAUAUCGAUAUAUACAUCAAAAGAGCACACUUGCGUUAUACAGUAGGCUCCACCGACAAAUAGACUUUUGUAUUUUUCGCACACCAACAAUUUAUGGAAUGUGGAAACUAGAAGGGAGAGCAGGGUUACAAGACUAAUUACUUGUAUCAUCUACAUUUCUGCCGGAACCACCAGAUUUAGAACUCCCUUUUCCCCUGCCCCCUCUUGUCUUGCUAGUCCCACCC
Gossypium arboreum is the source of this 2430-nucleotide messenger RNA. RefSeq names its product calcium-dependent protein kinase 24. Gene Ontology annotation, biological process: peptidyl-serine phosphorylation; protein autophosphorylation; intracellular signal transduction. The record is from RefSeq and is a predicted model, not a curated record. The coding region runs from base 250 to 1848 and encodes 532 amino acids. The transcript is spliced from 8 exons. NCBI's taxonomy places the organism in Eukaryota, Viridiplantae, Streptophyta, Magnoliopsida, Malvales, Malvaceae. Gene Ontology annotation, cellular component: nucleus; cytoplasm. Gene Ontology annotation, molecular function: ATP binding; calcium ion binding; calcium-dependent protein serine/threonine kinase activity.